UUAAACAUUUAAAACUUUCUUGAUCUUUAAACGACUUAAAACAGUUUUGGGGUGAAGAUUUCAUCGCAUUGAUUCAUGGGAGGCCAGGCUAUCGCCUGUUCUUCUCGACUCUCCUCCAUCUUACGUUAAAGCAUUUGGUAGCAGUCAUGGCUCUUCUUUCAUUACGUUUGGCUUCUGUUGUUGCGAGACAAGUUCCAAAUGCUACUCCCCAGAUCAGCAGUUUGGCAUGGCCUGCAGCUCAGCUUGCAAACCGCAAGUUUCACAUCUCCUGCAGCCAGAGGGCAGCAGAAAUCUCCUCGAUUCUGGAGGAGAGAAUUUUAGGUUCAGCCCCAAAAUCUGACCUAGAGGAGACAGGCCGUGUGCUAAGUAUUGGUGAUGGUAUUGCAAGAGUCUACGGUCUCAAAAACAUCCAAGCAGAGGAGAUGGUUGAAUUCUCCUCUGGAUUAAAGGGUAUGGCCUUGAACUUGGAACCUGACAAUGUUGGUGUAGUAGUAUUUGGUAAUGACAAGCUUAUUAAGGAGGGAGAUAUUGUGAAGAGAACAGGUGCUAUUGUAGAUGUACCUGUUGGUGAAGAUAUUCUGGGUCGUGUUGUGGAUGCUUUGGGUAAUCCUAUUGAUGGAAGAGGCCCUCUUAAGACCACAAAGAGGGCACGAGUUGGUGUCAAGGCACCUGGAAUCAUCCCUCGCAUUUCUGUGCGGGAGCCCAUGCAGACCGGAAUCAAAGCUGUGGACUCUCUGGUGCCCAUUGGCAGAGGCCAGCGAGAACUGAUCAUUGGUGACAGACAGACAGGAAAGACUGCGUUGGCAAUUGAUACCAUUAUUAACCAGAAGCGCUUUAAUGAUGGUGAAGAUGAAAAGAAGAAACUGUACUGUAUUUAUGUUGCUAUUGGCCAAAAAAGAUCAACCGUUGCCCAGAUUGUGAAGAGACUUACUGAUACAGGUGCUAUGAACUACUCUAUCAUCGUGUCAGCUACUGCCUCUGAUGCUGCUCCCUUGCAGUACUUGGCUCCCUAUUCAGGCUGUGCUAUGGGAGAGUUCUUCCGUGAUAAUGGCAAACAUGCAUUGAUCAUCUAUGACGACUUGUCUAAACAGGCUGUUGCCUACCGUCAGAUGUCCCUGCUGCUGCGUCGACCUCCUGGCCGUGAGGCUUACCCAGGAGAUGUGUUUUACCUGCACUCCCGAUUGUUGGAGCGUGCUGCCAAGAUGAACGAAACUAAUGGUGGAGGCUCUCUCACUGCCUUGCCUGUCAUUGAGACUCAGGCUGGUGAUGUAUCUGCUUACAUUCCAACCAAUGUAAUUUCCAUCACUGAUGGUCAAAUCUUCUUGGAAACUGAGUUAUUCUACAAAGGUAUCCGACCAGCCAUCAAUGUAGGUCUAUCUGUAUCUCGAGUAGGGUCUGCUGCCCAGACCAGGGCCAUGAAGCAGGUGGCUGGUUCCAUGAAACUGGAGUUGGCUCAAUACCGUGAGGUAGCUGCCUUUGCCCAGUUUGGCUCUGAUUUGGAUGCUGCCACUCAACAACUGCUGAACCGUGGUGUGCGUCUGACAGAAUUGCUGAAGCAAGGCCAAUAUGUGCCUAUGGCCAUUGAGGAACAAGUUGCUGUCAUUUACUGCGGAGUCAGAGGUCACCUGGACAAGUUGGAUCCCGCAAAGAUUACCUCAUUUGAGAGGGAGUUCUUGCAGCACAUUAAGGCCACUCAGAAACCUCUGCUGGAGAGCAUUGCCAAAGAGGGCAAGAUCACAGAAGAUGCUGAUGCCAAACUGAAGAAGAUUGUGGCAGAGUUUCUUAUCUCCUUCCAGUCUUAAAAUGGGUUUUAGGCAAUAGAAAUAAAGAGACUCAUUUUGUGUACAAAGUUCAGUGCAGCGACACCCAAAAAGUGUAUCUGUUUAUACUUGUUAGAAACGGAUGAAAGACUGUCUUAUUGAAACAUUAAAGUUAUUUAAGUGUAUGGAAUGCAUUUGUACAUUUGUCAUAGUGAUCGUUAGCUGUAAUUUGUAGCUUCACCCUCCCUUGUUAAUAAAGCUACAAACAAUGUUAGCCUUUUCGAAAUUUUUUAAUAGAACAUAAGUUCACCGCUUCAAACUGGUUGCCAAAUUCCUCUGUUUGAAAACUUCAACUGUAACAGAUUUUAUCAAGUAAAAAGAUGCUUGCUGAAGAUGGAGAGUGAGUAGGUUUUUCUUCCUAAAUAGCUCAAUUAUUCAUGUGGUAAUUGUAAAAGUGCAAUAUUUUUUUGUUGAAUGCUUGGAUAAAUUGUAAUUUUUUUUAUUGCUGUGGUAAAUUAUAAGAUGUCAAAUCUUCAAUAGAAUUUUUAUUUAAGUGGGAGGGGACAUGUCGUCUAUACUUAUAUUGCAGCUCUCAAAUGUUGGGUGUCUUCUAAAAUGCUUGUAGAUAAACAUUUGACUCUUGAAUACACCUAUUUUACUUUGGGUAUAAUUUAGAGGUAACUUAAUUCACGUAAACAAAAAUGACAACUUCAAUUUCCGUUACUGCAUUUACUUGAAUACAGGAAGAGCGUUGUUUCCAGUUCUCUAAAUAUGUUAGUCUUGUCUUGAUUUACUAUUGAAUUAGUCUUCACAUAUCUUAAUUUGUAACACCCAAUCAACAAAAUUGUAAAUGAAGGUCUACAAAGAUAGCAUUUUGUAGAUUAUGGAUGUAACAAACUAAAGCUAGUUAUGAAGACAAUAAGGGGAUGUAGGUGUGUUGUGUUGUAGUUUGCAUUUGCACCAGUGUGAUUAAGACUUCAACAAAUUUUACAUAUUUAAAGUGAAGGGCAAUUUGAAUUCUCUUGGUUGGUAGGUGCAAGGGACUAGAGAUCUAAACCACUAAAACUUAUCCAAAUAAAGUCAAAUAUUGGCAAGUUUUUAUUCAUGUAGAGAGAAUAAAU
Messenger RNA from Gryllus bimaculatus (two-spotted cricket), 2881 nucleotides. The record is from the annotation of a GenBank genome assembly. NCBI's taxonomy places the organism in Eukaryota, Metazoa, Arthropoda, Insecta, Orthoptera, Gryllidae.